AUGAUGAAAAGUAUUUUAUCAUGUGAUCGUGACUUGAAAGAAACCGCAAUUAUAGAAAAGCGUAGACAGGCUGAAGAGCAAAGAAAGAAGCGAUUUUUUAAUGAGAAGAACAGAAUUUUGGGGAUCGAUUCUGAUGCCUUAAACAAGCAAUUGCUUGAGAAGGAGCAAAAAUUGGAAGCAGAAAGAGAAGAAGCUCGAAUUGCUGCUGAAGAAAUGAGAAGGAAUUUGGACCUUGCAUCACAACGUGAACGAGAAUUUCGUGAUCAAAAGAAGCAGUCGGAAAUUGAAAUGAAUGAGUUCCGUAAAAACUGUCAGCAGUCAAGAGAUGGCGUUGAUUUUGACUUGAAUGAUCCUGAAGGUCAAAAAAAUGUAUAUCCAGGACGUUUGGAUGAUAAUGAUCCUCGUUUGAGUAUUUCUGGUGGUCAGCAGUUCAUUGGAGAGGAUCUAAUGAACGAAAAUCGCAUUCGUGAGCAGAAAAAUCUGCAGAAGCAGUGGCUUGAUCAGCAAAUAGCUGAAAGGAAGCAACUUGAAAGCAGCAAGAAGGAAGCUGAAAAGAAAAUGUCAGAUUCUUUAUGUAAGCAUGAUGCACAUGCAGUUUUUCUCGGACAUCGAAUGCAUGAUGAUAAGCGUGGACUACAAAAGCAGAUUCGCGAAUAUAAUGAGUCACUUGCACAGCAGAAACGUGAAAAUGAAAAGAAGAUGAAAGAAAUGGAACAGCAAGAUAAUCAAGCUGAAAUCUACAAUUUCUUAUCAAGUGACUUACUGAAGGAAAGUCAACCUAAUGGAAGUAACCUUGGUCCAAACCGCUGCAUUCCUUACAUGUAUAAAGGAAUGAACUCUGAGCAAAUCGAGAAUCAUAAAAUGGAACAAGAAAGGCAGUUGAAUGACAUAAAGCAACGCAAGAUGGAUGAUCAGCAUCACAAGGAGGAAUGGGAAAAAUUGACAGACGAAAUGCAUCGUCAAAUGACUUUAAAGGAACGCGCAUUGUCUAGAGACAUCCGUCAAAUCAACUGUAAGAUUCGUGAGGAAAAUGAGCAGCUUGCUAAGGAACAGAUUUAUCAAAAAGAACAUUAUGAUCGUGUCGUCAACACUAAUCCAGCAUCUGAAGAAUUUUUUAAUCAGUUCAGUACAUCUUCUCGCUAA
Molecule: messenger RNA, 1143 nt
Organism: Chironomus riparius
Lineage: Eukaryota; Metazoa; Arthropoda; Insecta; Diptera; Chironomidae
Source: the annotation of a GenBank genome assembly